Molecule: messenger RNA, 1278 nt
Organism: Callorhinus ursinus (northern fur seal)
Lineage: Eukaryota; Metazoa; Chordata; Mammalia; Carnivora; Otariidae
Gene: GCSAM
Product: germinal center associated signaling and motility
Biological process (GO): negative regulation of lymphocyte migration; regulation of B cell receptor signaling pathway
Source: RefSeq, a predicted model, not a curated record
GCCAGAGCAACGCACACUGGGUCAGGAGCUGCCCCCUUUAGAGCACCAGGCUGGCUGAGGGGAAGUCACCAAGAGAACUGAGAGAAUGGGGAACUCUCCGCUGAGGGAAAACAGGUGGCAGCAGAACACUCAAGAAAUACCCUGGACUCUGGAAAACCAAAGCUUCGAACAGAGAACAUCCAGAUGCUGGGACUGCUACGUUGCCGAAGGGUGUUUCUGCCUUCCGUGGAAAAAAGUAUGCAUUUGUAAAGCAAAGCCAGAUUCCUCAAAGACGAAUAAAGGAAUGUCAUCUGCUCCUGUGCAGCAGGACAGUGCUGAUCAGAGCUCCUCGGAGGAUCUCUGCUACACCCACAUUAAUCAUGUCGUCCUUGGGAGAAGGCUAUCAGGGAUCUCCAGUGAGGGGUUCUAUGAGAACGUUUCCCCUAAGACCAAGACAUCCAGGAAGUCCUUGGGAGAAACCGAGACUUCAUACGCACUUCUCCGGGUGCCUUCCUCCCCAAGGCAUUUGUCUUCCCCAGAAGAUGAAUAUGAACUUGUAGUCCCUAGUAGAAUCUCCUUCCACUCCCUGCAACAGCCACAUGUACCUCUGCUACCGUCAAAGACUCAGGUUUCCUAUUUAUAAUGAAAUAGUUGGACCAGCACUUGUCUAAUACCAGUAAAUAAAAACUGGGGGUGUGGGGCUCUGGUUGAAGCAGGUGUGGGGUCUAGAGCCCUUCAGGCUUACCCCCCUCCACACACACAACAGCCUUUGUUACAGGGGUCUCUGCAGAAUCCGGUUUGCCAACCACAGGGCCUCUUAGAUCCAGCUCAAUAUUCAUCAUCCAAAGACCAACCACCUAUCCCGAACACCGCUCUUUGAGAACGGAGUGGCCAUCUUUGAUUCCAAAUAGCUUUGGAAAAGGACCAAUUAGCUCAAUGGAGGGAGGGGAUUCUUGGUCACCUACAGCUAUGAGUAUCACAAAGGGUCUGCUCCUUUGUCCAGAUUCUUCUCCAUAAAAUGUCCACAUGAUUGUUUCCUGGAGUCACAAGGAAACUUUAUCCAUCGUACUAAGUGUGCCGAGGGGUUCCACUGGUUCCACACAUUUGAAGGACCAACCCCUCACUCCAAGCCUUCCAGGUGGCAACCUGUGUGUUCCUCUCACCCUGUGCCACUUAACCGUGUCCUUUGCAUUGUGUCCUUUGACUCGUUGACCCUUGUGGUUUUGUUGGUUAUGUGAGUUGAAUCAGUAAGUUCUACAUCAGGUUUUUAUAUAAUUUUUAAUAAAAUUUUAGUCCAUA